AUGGAGGAUGAUCACUUUGGGAUUGAUCGCGAGUGCGCCAACGACAAUCAAUUCAUUGGACCGUAACACUCAUUUUACUUUUUCGCUCAUCCCGAAACUCACGCGCACACACAGAUUGCUGAUGGAAUAGCUUCGCGAAAUUGUCCACACGUGAGACAACUAGCCCUACAACAUGCAGCACACUUGACCGUGCGGCGUAUUCUCUUGGCCAGACAACAGCAUCAACUUCAGAAUCGAAAAGAUUCGGACACGGCUCUGACCAAAUCAGAAGAGUUUCGCCAAGAUGAACAAAAGUUACCCGUUGCGAGCACUGAAGCAUCAGACGAGCCAGACUGUUUGCGCAUCAUGUUCCGGCUGAUCCAGCACCUAUUUGAUGAUCCUGCAGAUGCGGUGUUCAUUGACGCUCUGAGGGCUUUCCGCGAACUUCUUGGUUAUCUGGUAUGCUUCAAUACAGAAACUCAGACUGCGUUGCAACGGGCGAUUGGCCCCAUUAUUCGUCGCCUGCUUCGUUUUACCGGUGGCGCAAGUGUCCUCUGGUCUUUGAGGCAUCAGCCCCGUGUGUCUGUUCAGCCCACACCGGUGUUAAUGCAUCAACAAUCGACGGACAGCAAUCCGGAUUCGACUGUUCUCAGUGUACCGACUUCAGGCCAUUUGAACUUCGGGCUGUCCCGGAGCCAACUCAGUGGACCGGCCAGUGGCACGCACACACCGCAUCUGCCCGAUCCGAGCAGUCUUAUUUGUGCGCACAAUUUGGAUUCAAGUAGCGAACUAUCCCAGUCACACCAAGAACCGAUUACACCACCAGCUAAUUUACGAGAUCGGGCUAAUUUGGCAUUAGCUACUUUGGUCGAGUUGGCCAAGGGUCAGAUAGGGGCUUUGGCGAUUGGUCGUGAUGUUGGGUGUGCUGCCGACUGUCUUCCUGUAUGCGGACUUCAUCAUAUGACACGAUUUGUGCUGAGCUCUGCCAAGUUUCAUGCUACACACUUAGUCGGCCGAUUGACGCUGUUGGAUAAGCUCAUCCGCAUGGAUCAGACAUUUGUAACCCCAGAUCCAGCACAAGGUCUAACUUCGCAAAAGUCGUUCAUAUCACUACCAACCCUGGACCGUCUAGCUCGACGUCACCUAUGCUCUAGUCUUGUGUUUGCUCGACGUCACCUGAUUCCUCCGGUGUCUAAUUCCGAAAUAGUCAGUUGUUUUCCUCGAAACUAUGAGCUUCAAUCAAAUGCAACAGACAUAACCGGUCUUGCCUCCACCACCGGGAAACCGGAAAUCAAUCAGCUGGGUCUUGUUCCUAACUUGGACCGGGACGAAGCGUUGAAGAGUCUUUAUAAUACACAACUCAAAGCCAGUCGGGUAGCUAGACGUGUGUUCCUGACCGCCGCUCGUGCUCUUCUGACCUAUGAAAGUCGACAUUUGUCUGACUGGAACGGAGGGCCCAUCAAACCGAUACAAACUAACUACGGGACUAGAGAGUUUUGCCCCCGGGAAUUUGUUGAAUUGGAAAUCAAUCGAACUGAGGCUCCAUUAGCCGCUUGGCUCCGGAACAAACUAGCCUCUGUGCUGUAUCCGAACCUCGUGCCCGGAAUGGACACACCACUGAUCCCGAUUCGGAUGGCAGUCAGUGAGGCACAGCCCAGUAUUCCACCUAGGAAUGCAUACUGUCUGCGACAAUCACAGCAAUCACAGGCAUUGCCAUCGCCUCAACCACAACCACCACCACCACCACCACCACAACAACAACAACGGCAACAGCAAUCACAACAGAAGCAGCAGCACUCAAACAGUCAGGAAAACAUAACUGAAUGCAACCAUCAAAAGCGUGCGGCAUUACCCAACUCGCAAACUCUUGGCAACAUACACAGCUCUCCGCAACAAUACGGUCAACAACAACAACCGUCACAACAACAACAACAACAACAGCAGCAGCAACAACAACAACAACUAGUGCUAUCCAAUCCGUCAACCUGUCCAAGUAGUCGAGCUCAUUCUAACUCUCCGGUACUGAGAACCGCAGAUUGUUCGCAAUCCAGUCCACCAGUCCCUCCACCACGUCGUUUUUGCGGGUCUCACAAAAUUCCCACUGAGUGUUCUCAGAAUCUCAUUUCGACAAGAAAGCUAAGCCUUGAUCAUGCCAAAAAAUGUGAAGAUUCGUUAAGACGAAACUCUUGGACACCGGAAUGCACAGGCCAAGUGUGUCAAGAUCGUGGUGUUCAUGAAACGACGGGAACACAUUGUGUGCGUAUAGCCCUAGAACCGGCCUACGAUCUGGUCGCCUUAUCCGAAUCGGGGAAUUAUAGUAGUGUAAGUGAGGGUGAGGGUGAAGAUGAGGAUGAGGUUCCGGUUGAAGAAGAGGCAAAUUACGGAGCAGAUGGAAAGCAUCCUGUUACAGAACGAUCAGACGCAGAUGCACAUCUAUCCGAACCAACUUACGGAGGUCGAUCUCUCGGAUCAGAAGCUGAAUUACAGACCGAGCAGGCCGCUGUGCUUCGGUCGGCCUUGCGACGUUGUUCUCGUUCACUCCGCCCCCUACUUCCAGUCCCCGCUUUGUCCAUGGUAAUGGAGGCUUUUCGUUCGACCAAUCAAAUUCCAAGCACAGAUGAAUAUUACGAGUCCAUUGAUUGGAUUCGUGGUCCGAUUUUGGGACAAGGGGCUUUCUCACAAUGUUAUCAGGCUCGGGACACGCGAACUGGUCUGUUGAUGGCUGUCAAACGAAUCCGCCUUGGUGGGGGUUCUGUGUUUCCUAUAGUCACCGAUCAAGCUCCUUUAAAUGCUUGCCGCACGGGGCAUGUUUCUGCAGUUCAGGUUAGUCCGACGAGUACAAAACCCCGCAAUCCAAUCUAUCCUGAAUUAUCCCCCGAGGCCGCUGCUCAGUUGAUCGAGGUGCAGGCUGAGGUAAAUAUCAUGCUGCAGUUGAAUCACCCAAAUGUGCUCCGUCUCUUUGGAGCGGUUUAUUGUUCUAGACGAGCCGUGGUAGAUUUAUUUGUCGAGUGGAUGCCAGGCGGUAGCGUGACCAGUCUUCUGAAACAAUACGGACCAUUUAAUGAGUCAGUAACACUGGCCUAUGGAAUACAAGUUGUGCGCGGAUUAGCCUACCUGCAUCGGAACGGAAUAUUACAUCGUGAUCUAAAAGGUGCAAAUCUACUUGUGGACACAACGGGCAGUGUGGUUCGCAUUUCCGAUUUCGGGGCCUCGGCUCGUCUUAGUGGCGAGGAGAGUGUGACCGGUCAAUUUCAAGGUCAGGUUAUUGGGACAUUCUCGUUCAUGGCUCCAGAGGUGCUUCGUGGUGAAACUUAUGGUCGCGCAUGUGAUAUUUGGUCCGUCGGAUGUUGCUUAUUGGAAAUGCUGACCAGUAAACCACCUUGGCAUGACUCACGCCUAACCAACCGAUAUGCGUUGAUGUUCGCGAUCGCCACUUCCCGCUCACCUCCAACUUAUCCAGAGGGCUUGGAUCCAGACGUAUUGGCAGUACUAAACGCCUGUUUUGCUCGUAACGCAUCUGAUCGACCGACGGCCUCCAAGCUGCUUAGCUUUCGUGCAUUUUCACGGCUUACAGAACCAUCAAGCGAGUCACGUGAUGAUGACAGAUCCGGGUCAGGGCAGCGACGCAGUUCAGGAUCAAACCGAUGGGCUAGUAUGAUUCGUCGAGAAAAUUCCUCCGACCGGAAAAUUCGUGCUCAUCCAACGGAUGCCACAGGCAACGUGAUAGUGAACAAUACCGGAUUACGGAGACAAGAAACUGCCAGGCAGCGUGUAAAACAAUCGCUUCUCCAAACAACUCGAGUGGUCUGA
Molecule: messenger RNA, 3789 nt
Organism: Echinostoma caproni
Lineage: Eukaryota; Metazoa; Platyhelminthes; Trematoda; Plagiorchiida; Echinostomatidae
Source: the annotation of a GenBank genome assembly